AUGGGAAGGAAGGUGAUUGAUCGUAUAUACAGCAGUAUUCAUGGCUUCACCCCAAAAUGCUUUUGGGACAGAAGAGGAAAGAAGCAAGGGCCUGGUUGUUCGUCCAUUGGGUACGGAGAGGCAGAGGAGCUUGGGCCAUUCUUAACGCAAAAAGGUUGGCCGGAGAUAAAACUCAACAAGUAUUCCUGGAACAAAGAGGCCAAUUUGCUAUUUCUGGAGGCCCCAGUUGGUGUGGGGUUCUCUUAUACAAAUACGAGCUCUGAUUUGCAGAACCUUGGAGAUAAGAUUACUGCUAUCGACUCGUACAACUUCCUUGUGAAUUGGUUUAAGAGAUUCCCACAGUUCAAGUCUCAUGACUUCUACAUUACUGGAGAAAGUUAUGCAGGGCAUUAUGUUCCUCAACUUGCUGAGAAAAUCAUAGAUGAAAACAAAAAAGCAUCAGAGGAUGAUUAUAUAAAUCUCAAAGGAUUCAUGAUAGGAAAUGCCGCAAUAGACGACGACUCCGAUCAGUGGGGGAUGAUCGACUAUGCCUGGGACCAUGCAGUCAUUUCUGAUCAACUGUACGAGAAAGUGAAGAAGAGCUGUAAUUUCAGCGACCAGAAUGUUAGCCUGGCUUGCAAUAAUGCAUUGGACGAAUACUUUGCUGUUUAUAAGAUCAUCGACAUGUAUAGCUUGUAUGUUCCUGUUUGUGUUAACCAGAACACUUAUGCCACCUCUAAAAAACACUUCAACGUCGUAGGCUCUGCUUCUAAGCACUUCUCCAAAUAUAGAGCGUGGCAUCAGAAGCCGUCCGGCUACGAUCCCUGCCAGUCAGAGUAUACUGAGGUAUACUUUAAUCGUCCAGAGGUCCAGAAAGCCUUGCAUGCCAACGUUACAGGUAUUGGGUACCCCUGGACUCAUUGCAGUGAUGCGAUCAACGAUUGGAAUGAUGCGCCAGCAUCUGUGCUCCCCAUCCUGCGUAAACUCAUCAAUGCUGGCCUUAGAGUGUGGGUUUACAGUGGUGAUACUGAUGGAAGAGUUCCAGUCACGUCGACAAGGUACGCAUUGAACAAGCUUGGCCUCAAAACUGUUCAGGAAUGGUCACCAUGGUACCAUCAUAAACAGGUUGGUGGGUGGACAAUCAUCUACGAGGGACUUGCGUUUGUUACAAUCCGUGGCGCUGGACACCAAGUUCCAACAUUUACUCCUGGCCAAGCUCUACAGCUUCUCGCACACUUCUUGGCUAACCAGGAUUUGCCUUCUACAGCAUUCUAG
Messenger RNA from Elaeis guineensis (African oil palm), 1254 nucleotides. Lineage: Eukaryota; Viridiplantae; Streptophyta; Magnoliopsida; Arecales; Arecaceae. The record is from RefSeq and is a predicted model, not a curated record.